Molecule: messenger RNA, 1415 nt
Organism: Paralichthys olivaceus (Japanese flounder)
Lineage: Eukaryota; Metazoa; Chordata; Actinopteri; Pleuronectiformes; Paralichthyidae
Product: actin-related protein 2/3 complex subunit 1A-A
Biological process (GO): Arp2/3 complex-mediated actin nucleation
Cellular component (GO): Arp2/3 protein complex; actin cytoskeleton
Molecular function (GO): actin filament binding
Source: RefSeq, a predicted model, not a curated record
CAGUCACUUCCUUCACCAAGUCAGACUGCACAGCUCCAUUCGUGUCGACUGCCCAGAGUCCACGAAUACAGCCCUGCACCUUCCACCACCACCACUACCAGUUCAGCCAAACCAAACAUACACAACCAAGCUGCACAUCUCCUGACAUUCCAGCAGCCUCCUCUGCCUCUGUUCAGACAUGUCGCUCCACAGUUUUGGCCUGGAGCCGAUCUCCUGCCACACCUGGAACAAAGACAGGACCCAGAUUGCAGUGAGCCCCAACAACAACGUGGUGAACAUCUAUGAGAAGAAAGGGAAAGACUGGAUCAAGAUUCAUGAGCUCACUGAGCACAGUGGACACAUUACAGGCAUUGACUGGGCCCCAGAGUCCAACCGCAUUGUGACUUGUGCCACGGACCGCAACGCCUACGUGUGGACUCUGAAGGAUGGCGUGUGGAAACCCACACUGGUCCUGGUGCGCAUCAACCGAGCAGCCACGUGUGUGAAGUGGUCACCUCUGGAAAACAAGUUUGCCCUGGGCAGUGGCGCUCGUCUCAUCUCUGUCUGCUACUUUGAGAAGGAAAAUGACUGGUGGCUGAGUAAGCACAUCAAAAAGGCCCUUCGAUCCACAGUCCUGAGUCUGGACUGGCAUCCCAACAAUAUCCUACUGGCUGCUGGCUCGGCAGACUUUCAGUGCAGGGUUUUCUCUGCCUACAUCAAGGACAUCGAGGACAAGCCUGGGCCCACCGCCUGGGGCGCCAAGAUGCCUUUUGGGGAGGUCCUGCUUGAGCAUAAGGACUGUGGGGGCUGGGUGCACAGUGUCUCCUUCUCUCCGAGUGGAGAUCAGCUGGCAUGGGUGGCCCACAACAGUAGCAUCGCUGUGGCUGAUGCUGCCCAGAAGAAGGAGGUAACCCAUCUGACCACUGACCGUCUGCCGAUGAUGAGCAUCUUAUUCACCAGCCCCACUGCUAUUGUUGCUGCGGGUCAUGACUGUUGCCCAUACCAGUUCACCUACACUGGUCCUGGUGCCCUGGAGUUUGUGAAGAAGCUGGACAUCCCCAAGCAGACGUCUAAGGGCAGCACGUCAGCUAUGCAACACUUCCGCAACCUGGACAUGAGGGCGACUGAGGGGGACAGCAGUGAGCUAGGCACCCUUCACCAGAACAGCAUCACGCAGCUGUGUGUUGUAUCAGGGAACAAAGCCAAAGUGGAGAAGUACAGUAGUGUGGGUCUGGAUGGAGCCAUGGUCAUCUGGGAGUUUAAGCAUUGAACCAAAACGUAUACAAGGAAGGCAGACAUACUGAGGAAUACAUCUGCCAGUAAACCUGUGUCUGUGUAAAUGGGGAUAUGCAUAUGCUUUUAAGUAGCACAUGUGCUUUAUGCUCUUUAUGUAAUAAAGCAUCUUUCAAAUAAAGAGACGUGACAAUGGACUGUAA